Rhea pennata is the source of this 3604-nucleotide messenger RNA. RefSeq names its product protocadherin-11 X-linked-like. Gene Ontology annotation, biological process: homophilic cell-cell adhesion. Gene Ontology annotation, cellular component: plasma membrane. Bases 159 to 3239 code for a protein of 1026 amino acids. NCBI's taxonomy places the organism in Eukaryota, Metazoa, Chordata, Aves, Rheiformes, Rheidae. The record is from RefSeq and is a predicted model, not a curated record. Gene Ontology annotation, molecular function: calcium ion binding. The transcript has 5 exons.
GCUGCGAAGCAGCCCAACUUCCACGCCGCGGGGCAGCCUUCGCUCCUCUGGACGCCGUGGCGGUGCGCUGAGGAGCCCUGGGGACUGACAUCCCUUGCCGGGAAGGAACUGAAGUUACUCUUGGUCUUCUACACGAAUAUUCGUUAGUCAUUCUGGAGAUGGACUUGCUGUUUGGAACCUACCUCUUGGCAGUCUUAUUAGCCUGUAUUAUAUUUCAGUCUGGCGCACAGGAGAAGAAUUACACCGUGCGGGAAGAACUGCCUGAAAAUGUCCUGAUUGGCAAUUUGCUGAAAGAUCUUAACUUAACACUGGAUCCAGAUGUGCCCCUUUCCUCACCACUUCAAUUCAAGCUUGUGUAUAAGACUGGGGAUGUACCAUUAAUUCGGGUGGAGGAAAACACUGGUGAGAUAUUCACUACUUCAAACCGGAUAGACCGGGAGAAACUGUGUUCUGGCAUCUUCAGUGAGAACCGCUGCUUUUAUGAGGUGGAGGUUGCUGUUUUGCCUGAUGAAGUCUUCAGACUGGUCAAGAUCAGAUUCCUAAUAGAGGAUAUAAAUGACAAUGCACCUCUCUUCCCCUCAACAGUUAUUAACAUCUCUAUCCCUGAAAACACAGCGAUUAACUCUCGCUAUUCUGUUCCCUCUGCCAUUGAUCCUGACAUUGGUGUGAAUGGUAUUCAGCAUUAUGAACUCCUUAAGCCCAAAACAACUCCGAAAAGGACCUUUGGAUCCAUUACUAAUGAUCAGGGUCAAAAUGUAUUUGGUCUUGAUAUAAUUGAGACACCUGAGGGAGAUAAGUGGCCUCAACUGAUUGUCCAACAGAUCCUGGAUAGGGAGCAGAAGGAUACGUACGUGAUGAAGAUUAAAGUUGAAGAUGGUGGAACUCCUCCAAGAUCCAGCACUGCCAUUCUACAAGUCACUGUGACUGAUGUGAAUGAUAAUCGCCCAGUCUUUAAGGAGAAUGAUGUUGAAGUUAGUAUUCCAGAAAAUGCUCCAGUAGGUACUUCGGUUUCUCAGCUCCAUGCCACUGAUGCAGACCUUGGCUCAAAUGCACAAAUUCACUUCUAUUUCAGCAAUCAGAUCUCCAGUUUGGCUAAAAGGCUGUUUGCCAUUGAUAAUGCUACUGGUCUAAUUACCAUACGAGAACCGCUAGACAGAGAGGAAUCCCCUGUACACAAAUUAAUUGUUUUGGCAAGUGAUGGCAGUUCAACUCCAUCAAGAGCAACAGUGACUGUUAAUAUCACAGAUAUUAAUGACAAUGUCCCAUCAAUAGACACAAGAUACAUCAUCAAUCCGGUGAAUGGAACAGUGCUUUUAUCCGAGAAAGCUCCACUUAAUACAAAAAUUGCAUUGAUAACAGUAAUGGACAAGGAUUCUGAUCUGAAUGGAAAAGUUACUUGUUUUACAGAUCACGAUGUUCCAUUUAGAUUAAAGCCAGUUUUUGAUAAUCAGUUUCUUCUAGAGACAGCCACAUUUCUUGACUAUGAAGCCACAAGGGAAUAUGCUAUUAAAAUAGUGGCUUCAGAUUCAGGGAAGCCUCCCUUAAAUCAGUCUGCUAUGCUUUUGAUCAAAAUUAAAGAUGAAAAUGACAAUGCCCCAGUUUUUACACAGCCUAUCAUAGGUCUUUCCAUCCCUGAAAACAAUGCUCCUGGUACACAGCUAACCAAGAUAAGUGCUACAGAUGCUGACAGCGGACGCAAUGCUGAGAUCAGCUAUAUCCUGGGUCCUGAUGCACCCCCUAUUUUCAACCUUGAUCGCCGUACAGGCAUUCUGACAGCAGUGAGAAAGCUGGACCGGGAAAAGCAAGACAGGUACUCCUUCACUGUACUGGCUAAGGAUAAUGGGAUGCCACCUUUGCAGACCAAUGCUACUGUGACAGUGUCAGUCCUGGACCAGAAUGACAACAGCCCUGCUUUCACUCACAAUGAAUAUAAUUUCUAUGUGCCAGAAAACUUACCCAUGUAUGGUACAGUGGGGCUUAUCACAGUUACAGAUGCUGACUCUGGUGAGAAUGCUGCAGUAACUCUCUCAAUAUUAAAUGGUAGAGACAAUUUUAUUAUUGAUCCACUUACUGGUGUAAUAAGACCUAAUAUUACCUUUGAUAGGGAACAGCAGGGGUCAUAUACUUUUCAGGUGAAAGCUGUGGAUGGAGGAAGAGUGCAGCGCUCUUCGACUGCCAAAGUGACUAUCAAUGUUGUUGAUGUAAAUGACAACAGGCCCGUUUUUGUUAUUCCUUCAUCUAAUUAUUCAUAUGAUUUGGUUCCAACAUCAGCAAGUCCAGGCUCUGUAGUUACUAAAGUCUUUGCAGUUGAUAAUGACACAGGAAUGAAUGCAGAGCUCCGUUACAGCAUCAUAGGUGGGAACUCAAGGGGCUUAUUUACAAUUGAUCAAUUAACAGGCAAUAUUACUUUGAAGGAGAAAGUAAUUAUGUCAGAUCAUGGCUUGCAUAGACUGGUGAUAAAAGUCAGUGACCUAGGACAGCCAGAGUCUCUCUAUACUAUAGCUCUUGUGCAUUUAUUUGUGAAUGAGACAGUCACCAAUAGUUCCUAUGUUCAAGAGCUAGUGCGCAGGAAUAUGGAAACUCCAGUUGGCCAGAAUGUUGGGGAUGGUGAGAUAACCCCACAGACAAAUGAUUAUGUCAAGAUCAUCAUUGCAAUUAUUGCAGGCACAAUGACAGUUAUCCUGGUAAUUUUUGUUACUGCUUUAGUACGAUGCCGCCAGACACCCAGGCACAAGGUUGUCCAGAAAAACAAGCAGAGUGGUGAAUGGGUUUCUCCAAACCAAGAGAACAGGCAGAUCAAGAAGAAGAAGAAGAAGAAGAAGCGUUCUCCAAAAAGUCUCCUCCUCAACUUUGUGACAAUUGAAGAAUCCAAGCCUGAUGAUCCUGGCCACGAGCACAUAAAUGGCACUUUAGACAUUCCUGUAGAACUAGAAGAACAGACUAUGGGAAAAUAUAACUGGGCCACCACACCAACCACAUUUAAGCCAGAUAGCCCAGAUUUAGCAAAGCACUACAAGUCUGCUUCUCCACAGCCUACCUUUCAAAUUAAACCUGAGACUCCUGUACCCCCUAAGAAGCACCAUGUCAUUCAGGAACUGCCUCUAGAUAACACCUUUGUGGUGGGCUGCGACUCGCUCUCCAAGUGCUCAUCAAGCAGCUCGGACCCUUACAGUGUUUCUGAAUGCAGCUGUCAAGGAGGCUUUAAGACCCCAGGCCCCAUACACACCAGACAGCUCUGAACGUCAUCGCAUCCGAUGUUAUAUACUGAAGUCGUACGUGUACACAAUGAUGUUAAGCCAGCAAACAUGAAAACAAGGAAAUAGCACGAGAAAGCCCUUUGUCCUGUCUCUGAUUGCCGAAGAAUUUUAUCGUCUGAUCUCCAGAGGGGUUUGGAAGUGACGAUGAACUGUUCAAGCUGCCCUACUGAAAGGUAUCAAGGGCAAGAAUUUUUUAAAAAAAGAAAGACAAAGAGACUUUAGUACAUUGUGCUACAGUGUUCUAUAAUGUAGUUUUGCUAAGAAAAAAGUAACGUGACCCAUCAGUCUUCAUAGUUGGCGAUUAUGGUAAAUCUUUUGCUUUCUCAUUUUGCUUCUAAUCAUCAUCU